AGUUUUUCUUGUUGUUUCUUUUUGUCCUUUCGUUCAUCUUCACCUCUUCUCUCUCGUGCUCUCCUUUCUCCCAUACUACUACUUCUAGUACAUCCUCUCAUGGUGUCAGCUUCUCUAUGUCGACGAAGAUUACAACGGUGGCAUCGUUCGCUACGUCCUCGCCAAGAUGGAGAAGGAGAGCACCAACAGUCACGGCCAUAUCACCUCCCUCGUCGACCUCCGCACCCAGCGCAAACUCAGUCUCGCCACCAAACUCACGACCGCCACACAGAAUGCCAUGGGACAGGUGUUUGGUGCCGAGUACGUGUCCCUACUCGUGCGCCAGAGCAACCGCGCGACCUUCGAUUUCUACACCGAGACCUUGGGGUACAAGAUUCAUAACGUGGAGGCUAAGCAUUAUGCAGUCGGAGAGAUGCUUAUGAGAUGAGGAAUCAACUCAAGGGGAAGCAGUAGCACUUCAAUAACAAAAAGGUAUUUUUAGGUUAUAGCAUUUUUGUAUUUUGCAACGAACUGUGUUGAUCUGGGGUUAAGAAAUGCUCUUAUAGUUACACGUGUCAAUGUGCUACAUAAUUUCCUAAAGGAUUAGGGAUGUUAAUCAGCCUUCUAAAACUGCUCAUCACUACAAAACAGUCUAUUUUGUCAGAGGAUGAAUUUGCAAGUUUGACCGAUGUUCAUAAUUUAAGUUUCGAAUUUUGUGACAAUUUGAAUUUUUUGUUCCGUGGGGAACAACUCAUAUGCUUUGAAGUUUUUAUCGUUCAUACAUGUGGGAGCCUGGAGUCCUCUCUUCUUCAUAUUCUUCCUAAACUGGAGGUGGUUCUGUUUGUCAUAAGGUGUUAGAUGCUAAAUUUGUCCUUGAACUGUGAAAACCUUAUCCACAUAUUGGUAGGAAAUAUUCAACUAAAAGUGACCAACUAGGUUCUCCAAUGGAGAUUAUUCAUCUAUGGAAUUAAUGGAUACUUUACACUAAUGACUUCGUAUAUAUAAAAUAGUUCAUCGUUUGUAAA
This is a messenger RNA of Vigna angularis (adzuki bean), 1004 nucleotides long. RefSeq names its product N-terminal acetyltransferase A complex catalytic subunit NAA10. The transcript is spliced from 2 exons. NCBI's taxonomy places the organism in Eukaryota, Viridiplantae, Streptophyta, Magnoliopsida, Fabales, Fabaceae. Gene Ontology annotation, biological process: N-terminal peptidyl-glutamic acid acetylation. The record is from RefSeq and is a predicted model, not a curated record. Gene Ontology annotation, molecular function: protein-N-terminal-glutamate acetyltransferase activity; protein N-terminal-serine acetyltransferase activity. Gene Ontology annotation, cellular component: NatA complex. The coding region runs from base 167 to 427 and encodes 86 amino acids.